This is a messenger RNA of Plasmodium gonderi, 828 nucleotides long. Its product is annotated as exported protein 2. The transcript is spliced from 3 exons. Bases 1 to 828 code for a protein of 275 amino acids. Lineage: Eukaryota; Apicomplexa; Aconoidasida; Haemosporida; Plasmodiidae. The record is from RefSeq and is a predicted model, not a curated record.
AUGAAAAUAAGUUACAUUUUUUCAUUUUUUCUUUUUUUUAUAAUUUAUAAAAAUACCACCAAUGUUGUACAGUGUGGAGGUUAUAGUGACUUAGCAGCAACGAGUGCUUUAACAACCAUAGUAAAGGAUCCAAUUAGUUUAACCAUCAAAGAUUUGUAUGAACAUGGUGUAAAGGAUCCAUUUACCAAACUUAUUCAUAAAAUCAAAAAAGUUGUGCGUUAUAGAAAAGUUUUGAGAUGGUCAAGAAUGUGGUGGAUAUUACUAGUACGAGAAAUUGUUGGAGAUAAUGCGAUUGAAAAGAAAACUGAAAAGGCCUUGAGAGAAAUCUGGGAUCAAUGUACCAUAGCAGUAUAUAACAACACUCUGUAUGCAAUUGAAUCAAAGCCUCUAUUAUUUUUGCACGGUAUUUUGAGUGAAUGUAAGAAUAACUUUUCGACAAAACUAAGACAAGAUCCAGGUUUAAUUGUAGCAAAAAUAGAUCAAAUAUUAAAGUCACAAAUAUAUCGUUUCUGGGUAUCAGAACCAUAUUUAAAGAUUGGUAAAUCGGGUAUGUUCUACACAAGAAUUAAUGAUAAAAAUGUUCCUCCUCUUCCCAAAGAAUGUACCUUAAAACACUUAUCAUCAUACAUGGAAGAGAAAUUAAAAUCCAUGGAAUCUAAGAAAAAUAUCGAAUCAGGCAAGUACGAAUUUGAUGUAGAAUCUACGAAAAAUUCAACAGAAGGUGGGCCAACAGAUGAUGAAGAUGACGAUGAAAAUGAAGAGGAAGAAGAUUCUUUUGAAGAAUCAUCUUUUGAAGAUAAAAAUAGCGAUGAUAAAAAAGAUAAAUAA